Molecule: messenger RNA, 1294 nt
Organism: Exaiptasia diaphana
Lineage: Eukaryota; Metazoa; Cnidaria; Anthozoa; Actiniaria; Aiptasiidae
Product: transmembrane protein 220-like
Exons: 7
Coding region: 643-1206 (187 amino acids)
Source: RefSeq, a predicted model, not a curated record
UAUAAUCAAAAAAGGAACUUCACUGUCUACAUUUGUUUUCUACAACUAUUUAAAUAAAAGAUAACAUUUCUUUUGUUUUACAAAUACAUUGGUAAAAAUAUUGUGGAAGUUUUUGUUACUUUUUUUCGAUAUUUGGCAGCCCUUGGUCUACCAUAUUCAAAUGCAUCCUACGACCCCACUCGUCCCACGUUAUAUGAAACAACGUGGGAGUCAGUAUCAGACAUCGAAAGAACGCGCUUGCUUUAUAAAUGCCGUGUGAAAAAUUACGCUCAGUUUUAACUGUGUCCCUCUGUUCAUCAUUUUUCUUUUCCCAUUCAGUAUUUCAUGUUCUGAUGUAUUCUUUGCUUCAUCUUUGUUAUUCUACAMCAAGGAGUAUAAUUGGACAUGAGCAUUGUGAAAGUUAAUCCAUUUGGAAUAGAACAAAUAAAACCGCAUGGUUGUCAUUUUUAGUCCGUCUUCACAGCUGCUCUUUUCUCAGCAUGAUCUACUUCCGGUCAGCAGCCUGAAAUACAAUCUUCAAAAAUACUGCUAGGCCAAAAGAUCGACAAGAGACUCMCUGAGUUACAAGUUACGUCCGAGAAAGCARUACUGGAYAUGUUUGAGUGCUGAUAUCGUAYCGUAGUCGUACCAGUUGGCAUCAGCAUGAUGACCGAGUAUAAAAUCAAUUCGUUGCCCAGCUACGAAGUGCCGUCUUGUUUUCCUUGGUUAUGGAGAGCAGCGAAUGGUAUAAUGUCCAUUUUUCUUGCCUUAGCUACAUAUGUACAGAUCAAUGAUCCUGACCCUGCAAUAUGGAUGGCAGUGUAUGGCAUUCCUUGUUUCUUAUGUACAUCAAUAUGUAUAUAUCCCCCUGUUAUCAAAACCUUUUUAUGGAAAGCCCUUUCAGUGAGUCAUUUGACAGCUUGCAUUGUGGGAGCCAUGUAUCUUAGCAUGUCUGUCUCUAAACACAUGAGAGUUGAAUCAAUGAAUCCACUCACUCAUGAAGAAGGAAGGGAAUUGUGUGGUCUUACAGUUGUUAUUACUUGGCUUGCUGUUUGUCAGUUACUGACAAUAAAAAGGUGUGCUGAAUUUGGACCAUUCAACUGCACUUACACUUGGUCGAUAUUUGCAGUUAUAGCAAUGAUUCCGUUUGUACUAUGGUGUGUUUACCUGAACACUCUGGACAAGGAUUCUCUUCCUGGUCAUUGCAAGAACUUGAUCCUACAAUGAAAUACAAUCUCAAUCAAUUUUAAUAAUGCAGAAAUAAAUGUAAAUACUUGACGAUGUAAACAUUAAAAACGAAAAAUUUCAUUGACAA